Molecule: messenger RNA, 1908 nt
Organism: Ogataea polymorpha
Lineage: Eukaryota; Fungi; Ascomycota; Pichiomycetes; Pichiales; Pichiaceae
Exons: 3
Coding region: 1-1908 (635 amino acids)
Biological process (GO): small GTPase-mediated signal transduction
Molecular function (GO): GTPase activity; GTP binding
Source: RefSeq, a predicted model, not a curated record
AUGGACUCUUUCUUUGUGGAGCCCAUAGCCCGGGGCAGCAAGUACAGACUACUUGAGCAGUCCGAGCUGCCCACCCCGGACCCAGAUCUGCAAUUCAAAAUAGUAAUUGUGGGAGACUCAGGAUGCGGUAAAACAUCGCUAUUAUCAUCUUACAUUCGAGGAUCGUUCCCAUCAGAGUACGAGCCGACCAUCUUUGAAAAUCACAGAGCCUUUCUACAGGACAGUUCACAGCAUCACAUACUGACAGUUGAUCUUUGGGAUACAGCAGGACAGGAAGACUACGAGAGACUGAGAAGAUUGAGCUAUCAAGACUCGAACCUGAUAAUCCUUGCGUACUCACUGGCCGCUAAGGAGUCGUUGCUUAACAUUCCAGAGGUGUGGGCCCCCGAGAUCCUGGGAUUCUGUGACAAAACGCCAAUUGUGCUUGUUGGCUUGAAGGCUGACGUUUCCACAAAAGAGGUGCAUCCGGAGCAGGCAUACAAUGUAGCCAAAUCGAUCGGUGCUGUGGCGCAUAUCGAAUGCUCGGCCAAGCAGAUGUACAAUGUUGAUAAGCUGUUCAAUGCGUGCGUGAAUGUGGUCUACAAUCAGCACCAGACAGCUGCGAGAGAGGCUGCGAGAGACUCCAAGAGGUUCAGCAAGGGACACUUCAGAAUUGCCAGCAACAGCAACAACCUCGCCGCUGUUGGUUCUGAGAUCUCCAAGGAGUCUAGCAGCGAUUCCUGCUCGAUAGAUUUUAGUAAUCAUAAUAACAGGCGAGGAACAGCCACUUCCAAAUACGAUGCAGGCCUCCAGUCCGAAGCACACUACAGUGCUCGGAUGACCGCGUUUCAGUUCAAACUCAGAUCAAAGCUUCUAAGACUUGUCCAACAUGAAACGCCUCUUCUUUCUAAAAUACAGAAAUCAUGCUACACAGAAUGGCGAGACAUUUACUUCACAUAUUCAGCAAACCUCGGGUCACACACUUUCUACGUGCUAUGUCUUCCUCUACCCGUGUGGUUUGGAUACUCCUAUCGUGAUUUGGUCUAUGUUCUCGGACUAGGCAUUUUUUUCACAGGCGCAGUCAAAGAUUACCUCUGUCUUCCGAGACCGCGUUGCCCGCCUCUUGUCCGCAAAACUAUGAGCCACUACACAUCGCAGGAGUAUGGGUGUCCCUCUAGCCACUCAGCCAAUGCGGCAGCGGUGUUUAGUCUGCUUUCAUACCACAUACUAUCCAACCUUGACUCGUUUACGGCUACAACGGCUCUGCUGCUGAUGCUUGCUCUACUCUUAUACUUCGCCUCUAUGGUGUUUGGACGGAUCUACUGCGGCAUGCAUGGAAUGGUGGAUGUAGUGGUGGGAAUAUUGAUCGGCACAUCAACGGUAAUUCUGAGACUGAUUACCAAAUCCAACUGGGACUCUUUUCUGACAAGCAGCUCAGUCCUGGCACCCACUUUCGCAGUGGGAUUCUAUUACGCACUAUUAUACUUCCACCCUCUUCCUGUUGAUCACUGUCCGUGCUUCGAGGACAGUGUCGCAUUCAUGGGCGUGCUGAUGGGCCUCGAUAUAGGAUUCUGGUCGCUCGCCAACUCUUCUUUCAAAGCCGCAGACAUGGAGUACCACGGUACCUGCAAAUACUCGCUCGAGCAACUCGGAUACAUGAAAAGUGCUUUUAGACUGGCCCUUGGACUUUCGAUUCUGGCUGUCUGGAAGGCUCUUGCUAAGCCUCUGCUCACCAUUAUCUUGAAACCGGUACAUUCACGAGUGUUUGCAAGUCAAGCUACCAAACUCGACAACCUGAGCGAUUGUGCUGCACUAAGACCACGUUACGAACUACGACUUCUUGUGAGGCUUGGUGUUUACAGCGGCAUUGCCAUCAUUGCUAUUUGGAUGGACGCCAUUUACCAAUACGUAGGACUAGCUUUGGACUAG